Messenger RNA from Lachancea fermentati, 894 nucleotides. NCBI's taxonomy places the organism in Eukaryota, Fungi, Ascomycota, Saccharomycetes, Saccharomycetales, Saccharomycetaceae. The record is from the annotation of a GenBank genome assembly.
AUGGCCAAGGGAAAAAACAAAGCCAGUGAUGGUAGGUCCUCACGCCCAAGUAAAGGCGCUAAUGGUCACAGCUCAAGAUCAAAUCACAAACGCAUGGAAAUGAAACAUUCUGGUAGUGGAGCAGGGAAUAAUUUCCCCGUCAAACUCGCGAUGUGGGACUUUGAUCAGUGCGAUCCUAAGAGAUGCAGCGGAAAGAAACUCGAAAGGCUCGGAAUAAUCAAGUCACUGAGAGUUGGUCAAAAAUUUCAGGGUAUAGUCGUAUCCCCCAAUGGAAAAGGUGUUGUGUGCCCGAACGAUAGACAAAUAGUCGAAGAGCAUGGGGUAGCUGUUGUUGAAUGCUCAUGGGCUCGUCUUGACGAAGUGCCAUUCCAGAAAAUUGGUGGGAAGCACGAAAGACUUCUGCCUUAUUUGGUAGCUGCAAACCAAGUAAACUAUGGUAGACCAUGGCGACUGAACUGUGUGGAAGCCCUAGCUGCAUGUUUUGCAAUUGUAGGAAGAAUUGAUCUUGCAAGUGAACUUCUUUCCCACUUCUCAUGGGGCCUCGGAUUUUUGGAAUUAAAUAAGGAAUUAAUCGAGGUUUACCAGAAAUGCACUGAUGAGCAAUCUGUGAAAGCUGCUGAAGAGGCAUGGCUGAAGAAGCUCGAACAAGAGGCAGAAGAGCGCAAAAAAAUGUCAUCUUCAGAAGACAUUUGGCUUAUGGGUAACGUUAAUAGGAAGACCGAAAACGUAGGAAGUGAUCAAGAGAGCGAUGAAUUAGCAACGGACAGAGAAGGUUCCUCCGUUUCAGAAUCUCCUAAAUUCGAUAGUUUGGGAAAUAUUAUAGAAUCAUCCGAGCAUUUAGAAACGCCUGAAAAUGAAACUCGGUAUGAUUCUUUAGGAAAUAUAAUUGAAUAA